GUUAUUUCUUUCCCUUAUUUCUGGUCACCCUGUCUUUUUCAAAGGCCCUAAUUGUCUUCAUUCCCCCGAACUCGUCCCUAUUCUUAUGUAUUGUCGAGAUGCCUCAAAGCAUGCUCGGUCAAGCGGUCACUUCAGUCAGCGAGGCCCCUCCAACUACGGAGUUUCAAGAAGCAAAGAAACAGGCCCAGCAUGGCGUGCAGGUUGCAGAAGCGGUGACUAUGUCAUGGUCCAAAAGGUCAUUGAUUCUGGUGUAUAUCUGCAUGUGGUUGAUAUACUUUGUACGCGCUUUGAAUGGAAGCUUGACGGCAAAUUUGUCACCAUAUAUUACUAGUGAUUUUCACGGGCACUCUCUACUGACGGUGAUCGAGAUUAUUACCAAUGUUAUGAGUGCCGCGUGUACAAUGCCAAUUGCCAAGAUAUUAAACAUUUGGGAUCGCGUGGUCGCAUUGACCUCGAUGCUGUUUAUCGCGAUGAUUGGCCUCAUCCUGAUGGCAUGUUGCCAUAACAUUUCGACCUAUUGUGUGGCACAGGCAUUCGUGACAGUGGGAUUUACGGGCCUGAUCUUCUGCGUAGACGUGUUGACGGCGGACACGUCUAAAGUGCAGGACCGAGCUCUUGCAUUUGCUUUUACCUCAUCGCCGUAUAUCAUCAUGGCAUUUGCAGGCGCUCCACUGUCAGAAUCCUUCAACAAGACGAACUGGCGCUGGGCAUAUGGCACAAUUGCAAUCCUCCUACCGAUUGUGACAAUGCCGCUGGUUGUUAUCUGGUUACUGGCUCGAAAAAAAGCCCAGCAGGUAAAAGACCUGGGUCGUCCCUUUAACCAAAAAACCUGGACCCAGAGUAUCAAGCAUCUUAUUGUUGAAUUUGAUAUGCUUGGCAUAUUACUCCUCACUGCUGGCCUCUCCCUCUUUCUAUUGGCGUUCGUCCUGGCGGGUUCGCAGGAAGGCACAUGGCACUCCACGAGAAUAAUAUGCAUGAUUGUGAUAGGCGGUGUUGCUAUUGGAGCAUUCGUGAUUUAUGAACGAUUCUUUGCUACAAUGCCGUUCAUCCCUUACCAUCUCCUCGUUUCACGAACAAUUGUUGGUACUUGCCUUCUGAACUUUACCUACAUUAUUGCUGCAAGUUGUUGGGGCACAUACUUUACAUCCUUCCUGCAGGUUGUAUAUAAUGUGACUCUCAUGCAAGCAGGUUAUAUAACAGCGAUCGCAAAUCUAAUAUCUCCUCUCUGGUUGAUUGGGGUUGGUUGGUUGGUUCAUAUUACAGGGCGCUUCAAGUGGCUACUCCUAUGUGCAAUCCCGAUCUACAUGCUUGCAAUAGGUUUGAUGAUCUAUUUCCGGACCCCCGGCCAUAGUAUUGGUUACAUGUGCAUGUGUGAGGUGUUUCUAGGGUUCGGUACUGGUACCAUCAUUGCCCUUGAACAGACAGCAGUCCUAGCAGCAUCCGAACAUGACAAUUAUGCAUCAACGCUAGCACUGCUUGGUCUGAGCGGAAGUAUUGGUGGUGCUAUUGGCAAUAGUAUCUCUGGCGCCAUAUGGACGAACACCCUACCCAACAAACUCCAGGAAUUGUUACCAGACGAGACAAAGCCACGAUGGAACGAGAUCUAUGAGUCGCUACCGGUGCAACUGAGCUUCGAGACUGGAUCGACAACUCGUAUUGCUAUUGAACGCGCAUAUGCCAUUGCCCAACGGAAUAUGCUCGUAGCCGGUAUCUCGAUUAUGGCAGUGACAGUCGUGUGGGUGCUGCUAAUCAAAGACAUCCGGCUUAAAGAGAGGAACGAUACGAAGGGGUUGCUUUUCUAGUUUUUAUUUUGUGGUCGGUCUGUGUUGUUGCUCAAACAGCACUCCCGUUUAUUAGUUGCAUUAAACUGCUGAUGCAGCCACGAAAGCGCUUGCAAAAAAUGAGUUCCAGAUCUUUGUUGAGCUGCUUGGAAGUGUAUGCCGAAUGAUUCGCUUGAUUUGAUAUUGAUAUCUCUGGAUGGGUUGGAUUAGGAUCUGUGAGGAGGAUGUUGGAUGCCUAUUUGUGCUUGAUUAAUCAGACAUCCAUGAAAGAGAUCAUGUUUGCCUUAGAUUAGAUAACUAAUAGCUCCCUCUCCCUCUCCCUCCCUCUCUCCUCUUCUCCUCUCCGUCCACUUUGCCGCCUAGGAAUCGAGCAUGCUGUUUUCAAGAGCUCGGUCCUGCACUUUAGACGUGUCCAAAAUCUCCAUUUGUAGUACGAUUUCAAGACUGUGUAUCC
Penicillium samsonianum is the source of this 2235-nucleotide messenger RNA. Its product is annotated as major facilitator superfamily domain-containing protein. Lineage: Eukaryota; Fungi; Ascomycota; Eurotiomycetes; Eurotiales; Aspergillaceae. The record is from RefSeq and is a predicted model, not a curated record. Gene Ontology annotation, biological process: transmembrane transport. The transcript has 3 exons. Bases 99 to 1802 code for a protein of 567 amino acids. Gene Ontology annotation, molecular function: transmembrane transporter activity.